Spea bombifrons (plains spadefoot toad) is the source of this 807-nucleotide messenger RNA. RefSeq names its product homeobox protein unc-4-like. Bases 1 to 807 code for a protein of 268 amino acids. The record is from RefSeq and is a predicted model, not a curated record. Gene Ontology annotation, biological process: regulation of DNA-templated transcription. NCBI's taxonomy places the organism in Eukaryota, Metazoa, Chordata, Amphibia, Anura, Pelobatidae. The transcript is spliced from 5 exons. Gene Ontology annotation, molecular function: sequence-specific double-stranded DNA binding; DNA-binding transcription factor activity, RNA polymerase II-specific.
AUGACUCUCAGCCGGCAGCUGCCCAAAGCCUCUGGAGUGCUGGAUUUGGCUGUCUCCAUUUGGCAUAUCAUGUUCAUUCCUGGGCACCCGCUGUCUCCCAUGCCGAUGGUCUCUCACAUCUACAACCCUAUCUUCCCCAGUCAACUCUCCAACAUCUUGCUCUCACCCCCUUUUUUCGGACUUCAGCUUUUCCAGCCCGGCAGCCUCCUCGACGCACACAAGCCGCUUCGCUUGCCGGCUGCACAGAAUGAAUUGCCAGCUGCAGGCAAUAUGGCACCCAACAUAAAUGAAGGUCGCCCUUUGAAGCAGCGUCGAGCCAGAGCUAAUUACAGCAGCUGGCAGCUAGAAGAACUUGAGAAAGCCUUCCAAGCAACGCACUAUCCUGAUAUCUUUAUGAGAGAGGCCUUGGCCCUUCGGCUGGACCUGAUAGAAGCUAGAGUACAGGUUUGGUUUCAAAACCGCAGAGCAAAGAUGAGGAGGCAGAUGAAAACGCAGGGUCCUCCGGAUAGGUAUCCGGAGUCAAAGAGAAGCCCACAUUGUGAUUUUGGAGAAGGGCCAGAGGAGAAAUCUUUGGAGGCUCCAAAUUCUCCGAACAAAAGAAAUCAGGACAAUACAAAGGAAACGAAGCUUGUAUCAGACAAAAGGAAGAACAAAGAGACGCAAAGGUCAAACAGCAUCGCCACUUUACGAGCCAAGGCACGAGAACAUGUGGCGGGGAUACAGAACUUGGUCCUGAAGAAAGAAACCACAGAGGACUCAACAACAUCAACAACAACACAGCACAAAACAGCCGAUAGAAGCCAAUAA